AUGAAACAGCAAGGUAUCAAGCACAUAAGGAGUGCGCCUUAUCACCCAUCAACAAAUGGUUUGGCCGAGAUAUUCGUGCAGACAUUUAAGAAUGCCAUGCAAGCUAGUGAAAAUGAUGGACACACUCUAAUCACUAGACUCAGUACAUUUUUGGGAAGGUAUCGAGCAACUCCGCAUGCAACUACUGGUCGUUCACCAAGUGAACUCUUUUUACAAAGGAAAUUCCGUACCAAACUCGAUCUGCUCAAAUCGGAUGUAGUAACCACUGUGCAGGACAAGCAACUUGAACAGAAGAAAUACCAUGACCAGCACUCCAAAUUGAGGUCAUUCACAUUGGGACAAACUGUCACUGUGAGAGACUAUCUCUCAUCGAAGAAAUGGAUGUCAGGGGUGAUUGCAAGUAUACUUGGACCGACUAUGUAUAAAGUUAAGCUGUCGAAUGGGAACGUUGUUGUCAGACACAUCGAUCAGAUGCGUGACCGUCAGUUUGCAGACACAGAAGAAGAAAACCCAUUCGAGUAUUUCACAAGUAGAGCUGAAAUGACUGGAAGUGAAUCAUCGAUCGAAUCACCUCGCAAUUCACCACCUCAGCGAAAGACCUACCCAAGACGAGAUCGCCGCCCAGUCGAACGCUUAAUGUACCCUCCCCUACUUAAAGGGGGAGGAAUGUGGUAA
This is a messenger RNA of Halichondria panicea, 675 nucleotides long. RefSeq lists its product as uncharacterized. Bases 1 to 675 code for a protein of 224 amino acids. Gene Ontology annotation, biological process: DNA integration. The transcript has a single exon. The record is from RefSeq and is a predicted model, not a curated record. Gene Ontology annotation, molecular function: nucleic acid binding. NCBI's taxonomy places the organism in Eukaryota, Metazoa, Porifera, Demospongiae, Suberitida, Halichondriidae.